Messenger RNA from Pochonia chlamydosporia 170, 2628 nucleotides. Its product is annotated as nacht and ankyrin domain-containing protein. Gene Ontology annotation, biological process: positive regulation of transcription by RNA polymerase II. The transcript has a single exon. Gene Ontology annotation, molecular function: transcription cis-regulatory region binding; protein binding. The coding region runs from base 1 to 2628 and encodes 875 amino acids. Gene Ontology annotation, cellular component: nucleus. NCBI's taxonomy places the organism in Eukaryota, Fungi, Ascomycota, Sordariomycetes, Hypocreales, Clavicipitaceae. The record is from RefSeq and is a predicted model, not a curated record.
AUGUACCGGUCACUAUUAGUGAAGCUUCUGAAACAUGUUCCUGAACCAACAGGUGCCCUUGAUUCCGUCAUACCAGGGUCAUGGGACCAUGAUUUCCACCAAUGGAGCAUUGAGUCACUGAAAGCCGUCUUCACACGGGCUGUAUUGGGUUUUGGACAGUCCAGUCUUGUGUGUUUCAUAGAUGCUUUGGACGAGUGCGAUGACAUGCAUCAAGUUCGGGACCUGAUAUCUUAUUUUGAGGAAUUAUGCGACAAAUGUACUUCAGGUGGUACUAGCUUCCGGGUGUGCUUCUCAAGUAGGAAAUGCCCUGAAAUUACAACUACAAAGGGGAAAAUCCUCGUUCUUGAAACGGAGAAAGGACAUAGGCGGGAUAUCGCGUCCUAUCUGAAGAGCACGUUGAACAUCCAAGAGGGUCCAACUGCGAGGCAGAUUCAAGCUGAUCUCCAAGAUAAAGCAGGUGGUGUCUUCUUGUGGGCUGUUCUAGCAGCAAAUAUCCUAAAUAAGGAGCUUGAUAAGGGGCGCGUACAUGUACUUCAACAGAGAGUACGAGAUAUGCCCAACGACUUGUGCAAGCUCUUCCGCGAUAUUCUGCUACAGGGUUGCAGUAGCAAAGAUGAAACGUUGUUGUGUUUUCAGUGGAUCCUCUUUGCGAAACAGCCGUUAAAACCUGAGCAACUGUACUUCGCUAUUCUAUCUGGCUUUAAGCCUGACAUUCUCCACGAUUGGAGUUUAGAUAUGGUUACGACAUCCGCCAUGCUCCAAUUCAUUUCAAAUUCCUCUAUGGGGCUUGCUAUGGUCACUGAGUCUCAAGUUCCAACCAUACAAUUUAUCCAUAAGUCUGUAGAAGACUUUCUUCUUCAAGAAGAUGGCAUCCGGCAGAUUUGGCAUCAUUUGGGAGAAAGCUUCCAGGGUCAAAGCCACGAGAGACUUAAACAAUGCUGUGUUAACUAUAUAAGCAUUGAUGCUAAUGCAAAGAUUGGCAGUCUGCUUUCUAAUGCAUUUUCACAACAAGCUGUGGUUUUUCGCCAAUUAGCUGAAAAGAAGUUUCCAUUCCUCGAGUACGCUAUUCAAAAUGUUCUCUACCAUGCUAAUGUAGCACAAGGGGUGGGCGUUAACCAAAUAACCUUUCUUCAAACAUUUUGCUUUCCUCAUUGGACUAAAUUAAACAACCUUCUGGAACAAUAUGACAAUGGCCGACACACUACGAACGCUUCUACCUUAUAUAUUAUGGCAAAACAAAACCUGGCGAACCUUAUUGGGAGUCACCCAUCUAAACUUUCUUGCUUUAAAGAGGAAGGAGAACGCUAUGGAGCCCCUAUGCUUGCGGCACUAACCACGAAUAGCGAUGCAGCAGUGCGAGCAUUCUUGAAGGCCCGCGUGGAAAUUGAGCCACCAACAUCGCCUCUUCACGAACUAUAUGAGAAGUAUUGCCAGAGCGGUGGAAAACACUGUGGUCUUUAUCGAGGCUUCCAAUUCUCGCCGCAGAGAGGUAUCUUAUCUCAUAUCUCUAAGGAAUGUGAUCAGGCAAUAAUCAUAUCGUAUCUACUUGCUUCGGAUAGACCUGAUGCCUUCGACGGCUCUGCGUGCAUGACGGCGCUGUCCUGGGCUACCAAGAGAGGGCAUGAAGUAGUAGUCAAGUUCCUACUUGACUCGAACAUGGUUAAUCCUGAUUCGAAAGAAUGUCUUGGCGGGACACCACUUUCGUUGGCUGCCUCGAACGGGCAUGAGACAGUUGCUCAGCUGCUACUCAACACCGGUAAAGUUGACAUUAACACAAAAGACAACAUUGGUCAGACACCGCUUUUGCAGGCUGCGAAGAAUGGGCAUGGAAUGGUGGUUAAGCUAUUGCUCGAGACAAGCGGUAUUGAUGCUGAGUCGACAGAUAAGGACGGCCGAACACCGCUAUGGUGGGCCGCCGAGAAUGGGCAUAAAGCUGUUAUGGAGCAGUUAAUCGAGGCCAGCAACGUUGGUGAGAACGCAGCCGCCAACAGCGGCAACAUACUGCUUUCGUGGGCGGCUGAGAAGGGCCACGAAUCCAUUGUCGAAUUGCUACUCGGAACAGGCAUAGUAAAAGUCGACUCAAAGGAUACCAGCGGUCGAACACCAUUGUUAUUGGCUGCAAAGAAUGGACAUGAACCUGUGGCUAGGUUGCUGCUCCAACUAAGGAGAAUAGACGUUGACUCGAAAGAUGACCGUGGCCGGACCCCUCUAUGCUGGGCUGUCGUUAAGGGCUAUACGUCUAUCGUCAAGCUUCUGCUGGAGUCCGGCAAAGUUAAUGCCAAUUUGGAGGAUGACCAUGGCAGAACGCCGCUGUCAUGGGCUGCGGAGCACGGGCGCGAGGCUGAAAUCAAGCUCCUGCUUGAUAUAGGCAGAGUUGACGCUGAUUUGAGAGACGAUAGUGGCCCUUCUCCUCUUUCCUACGCUGUAAUAGGCACGAGAAACCACCAUUUGGGCAGCGAAACCAAGGAGAACACCCGGUCUCCAUCCCUGCCACAUCCAGCCCUACAGCCAACUUGUCCAGACGACGCAGAACUUCAACCUUGGCAAAAGCAGCUAAUAUUACUUGAGCAAGAGAAUAAGAAACGUUUAGCCAUGGCUCGUCAAGAGGCAAGAGGAUACCGUAUCUGA